Molecule: messenger RNA, 1096 nt
Organism: Hydractinia symbiolongicarpus
Lineage: Eukaryota; Metazoa; Cnidaria; Hydrozoa; Anthoathecata; Hydractiniidae
Product: histamine N-methyltransferase B-like
Exons: 3
Coding region: 110-1051 (313 amino acids)
Source: RefSeq, a predicted model, not a curated record
UUUACCUCGUGGAUUAUUAUUCUCAAGCUGCACAAUUCGGGGCGAUUUUUUUUAAUAAUUUCUUUCAACGUGAAUGUUGUGGUGAGGAAAAUAGCAUUUUGGUAUCAAGAUGGCGGAUGAACAACAAAACACUCUGCUUUCUGACGACACAAACUACCGACUGACGCUUCAAACAUACCUGAAAUAUAUGCAACAACUUCCCCCACAAAGAGAAUGGAUGAACACAAAACUUGCUCCUCGUCUUAGUGAAAUUUUUCAGAGUAAGAAUGUUCUCAAAGUGUUGGCUGUUGGUACUGGCUCAGGUGAAGUGGACAUUGAUUUUUUGGAUGUCAUUGUCAAGGUUGGAAAAGAGAAACAUGGAGAAGACUACAGUGUUGUAUACCAAGUUGUCGAGCCAAAUCCUUCCAACGUGAAAUUUUUUCGUGACGCUGUUACAGACAAGGAAAGCUACAGUAAAGUCAAAUUUAAUUGGUUUCAAGGUUUUUACGAGGAUUUCUUAGAAGAAUUCAAAAAAACAGAGAGUGAAGAAAAUAAGUUCGAUUUUGCUCACUUUGUGAGAUGUUUUUACCAUAUCGACAGUGUGAAAGGUCUGGACACUACUUAUCAGCAUUUCCUUGCGAAAAAUGGUAUCGUAGCUGUGGUAGGCGAAAAUGAAGAUGCUUUUUGGCCAAAGAAUAUGUUGUUUUUAAACGAUCAUGGUAUGAAGCACGAAUGCUUCACGUGCUCGGGCCCAGUUUCCCAAGCUUAUUUCUUACCUGGUUGGAUAUCGCAAGCAACAGAAAAGGGAUGGAAACACGAAACUUACACGCAUAGAUAUAAUUUCGAUGUUACGCCAAUGUUUGACGAAACAUCAAACAUCGGUAACUAUUUGAUUGAUUUUGCAACUCACGCGAAACAAGCUCGUAAAACUGUAAAGAAGGAAAUUUUGGAUGACUUUUUUGCAUUUUUAAAUAAAAAUAUUGUUGAAACAAAAAUCGAAGAAGAUGGGAAAGAGGUUAACAAAAAAUAUUUUCCAUGUCAACUAGGAGCUAUUAUAAUCACAAGAGAAUGAUGUAAAAGAAUAUAACAACGAAUAAAUAUAUGAAUGAUAAACCCC